This is a messenger RNA of Temnothorax curvispinosus, 4464 nucleotides long. RefSeq names its product AP-2 complex subunit alpha (gene AP-2alpha). The transcript is spliced from 14 exons. The record is from RefSeq and is a predicted model, not a curated record. Gene Ontology annotation, cellular component: membrane coat; AP-2 adaptor complex. Gene Ontology annotation, molecular function: clathrin-cargo adaptor activity. Gene Ontology annotation, biological process: clathrin-dependent endocytosis; intracellular protein transport. Lineage: Eukaryota; Metazoa; Arthropoda; Insecta; Hymenoptera; Formicidae. Bases 153 to 2972 code for a protein of 939 amino acids.
GGGCCAGUCGGUUGCAAAUGGCGACAGCCACGAAGUCUCUGGCACGGGCUCGCGACUAGUUCCACGCCUACCGUGCGCCCCGCGAGCGAGCCGUGCGCGUAACGCCAGCCCCAGCGCCCCAGAUACGGUAGUCUCGAGCAAGACGAGGCAAGAUGCCGGCCGUCAGAGGAGAUGGUAUGCGUGGAUUGGCGGUAUUCAUAUCUGACAUCAGGAAUUGCAAAAGUAAAGAGGCAGAGAUUAAGAGAAUUAACAAGGAACUAGCAAACAUUCGCAGCAAGUUUAAAGGAGACAAAACGCUCGAUGGAUAUCAGAAAAAGAAAUACGUUUGCAAGUUGCUGUUCAUCUUUCUUCUCGGCCACGAUAUCGAUUUUGGACAUAUGGAAGCUGUCAAUCUACUUUCAUCAAAUAAGUAUUCGGAAAAACAAAUUGGAUAUCUCUUCAUAUCGGUCCUAGUGAACACCAAUAGCGAUCUGAUCAAGUUAAUCAUACAAAGUAUAAAAAAUGAUCUCGCCUCGCGCAAUCCAAUUCACGUUAAUCUGGCGCUGCAAUGCAUCGCCAAUAUCGGUAGCAAGGAUAUGGCGGAAGCCUUCGGCAAUGAAAUUCCAAAAUUGCUCGUCUCAGGAGAUACCAUGGACGUCGUGAAGCAAAGUGCUGCGCUGUGUCUGCUACGGCUGUUACGGACAGCUCCCGAUGUCGUACCUGGUGGUGAAUGGACGUCGCGUAUAGUUCAUCUGUUGAACGACCAACAUCUGGGCGUUGUAACAGCCGCGGCGUCGCUCAUAGACGCUCUCGUGAAAAGAAAUCCCGACGAAUACAAGGGCUGCGUUAGUCUUGCAGUUUCGAGAUUAAGUAGGAUUGUUACAUCGAGUUAUACAGACCUGCAGGAUUAUACAUAUUACUUUGUGCCAGCCCCGUGGUUAUCUGUCAAGUUGCUACGUUUGCUGCAGAACUAUACUCCACCAGCCGAAGAUCCAGGUGUGAGAGGCAGAUUAAACGAGUGUCUAGAAACAAUAUUAAACAAAGCUCAAGAACCACCAAAGUCAAAGAAGGUCCAGCACUCAAACGCGAAGAAUGCUGUACUCUUUGAAGCCAUUAGUUUAAUUAUCCACAACGAUAGCGAGCCGAAUCUCCUUGUACGGGCAUGCAACCAGCUUGGCCAAUUUUUAUCGAACCGUGAGACCAAUUUGCGAUACUUGGCACUUGAAUCCAUGUGCCACUUGGCUACCUCGGAAUUCUCGCACGAAGCCGUAAAGAAACACCAAGAAGUAGUAAUAUUAUCAAUGAAGAUGGAAAAGGAUGUUUCCGUCAGACAGCAAGCGGUAGACCUGUUAUAUGCCAUGUGUGAUAAAAGUAAUGCCGAGGAGAUUGUUCAGGAAAUGCUAAACUAUCUGGAAACAGCUGAUUACUCGAUUAGAGAAGAGAUGGUCCUUAAAGUAGCGAUUCUAGCGGAAAAAUACGCGACUGACUACACCUGGUAUGUCGAUGUUAUCCUAAACCUGAUUAGGAUAGCAGGUGAUUACGUCUCUGAGGAAGUUUGGUAUCGAGUUAUACAAAUCGUUAUCAAUCGAGAUGAUGUUCAGGGUUACGCUGCGAAAACCGUCUUCGAGGCACUGCAAGCCCCUGCUUGCCACGAAAACAUGGUUAAAGUCGGUGGUUACAUACUUGGAGAGUUCGGUAAUCUCAUAGCUGGUGACCAGCGGUCUUCUCCAGCUGUCCAGUUUCAACUACUACAUUCCAAAUAUCAUUUAUGCUCUCCUAUGACUCGAGCAUUGCUGCUUUCAACGUACAUAAAGUUUGUCAAUCUGUUCCCUGAAAUACGAAGUCAGAUACAAGAUGUCUUCAGGCAGCAUAGUAAUCUACGUAGCGCGGAUGCUGAGCUGCAACAGAGAGCAUCGGAAUACUUACAACUGAGCAUUAUCGCUUCAACUGAUGUCUUGGCCACCGUGUUGGAAGAAAUGCCAGCGUUCCCCGAAAGAGAAUCCUCUAUUCUUACAGUUUUAAAGAAGAAGAAACCGGGUCGAGUACCAGAGAACGAAAUUAGAGAGAGCAAGAGUCCAGCGCCGAACACUAAUCAUCACACUGAACCUCCCGCUGCUCCUACAACCGUGACAAUUAACAAUUCUUCUGCUGAUCUGCUAGGAUUGUCGACUCCACCUUCGUCUCAACCGUCUAGUAAUACAGGCGUGUUGCUUGAUGUUUUGGGAGAUAUUUAUAACAUGCCAAAUAAACUUGGUGCUACCAAUGGCACCCAAAAUACAUACAACCCGAAAAAGUUUGUUUGUAAAAAUAACGGUGUCUUGUUCGAAAAUGACUUGAUACAAAUCGGUGUAAAAUCAGAGUUUAGACAAAAUCUUGGACGUGUAGGUCUUUUUUACGGAAACAAGACGCAACACGCUUUACACAGUUUUCAACCACAACUAUCUUGGUCAGAUGAGAAUCAAGCAAAAUUAGCUGUACAAGUAAAAUCUGUUGAUCCUACAUUGGAAGCUGGCGCUCAGAUCCAGCAAAUGAUCAAUGCAGAAUGUAUUGACGACUAUAAUGAUACGCCGAGCAUGAUUAUCUCCUUUAUUUACAACAAUGUGCCACAGAAGAUUACGAUGAAGUUACCAUUAACAAUUAAUAAGUUCUUCGAACCAACAGAGAUGAAUGGAGAAUCAUUCUUUGCAAGAUGGAAAAAUCUUGGCGGAGCAAAUCAACAACGAUCGCAAAAGAUUUUCAAAGCGCAGCAACCGAUGGAUCUAACGCAAGUACGCACGAAAUUACAAGGAUUUGGGAUGCAGUUGCUCGACGGCAUUGACCCGAAUCCCGAUAACUUUGUCUGCGCCGGUAUCGUUCAUAUGAGAGCGCAGCAAGUGGGUUGCCUGUUGCGUCUUGAACCUAAUAAACAAGCCCAGAUGUUUCGUUUAACGGUACGUUCGAGUAAAGAAUCGAUGUCGGUAGAGAUCUGUGACCUGCUGGUGGACCAAUUUUAAACGGCCUAGCAGGCGUAAAUAUUAUCGAGAAAUUAGCACUACGUCGUGAGAGGACAUAUCAUUAUCGAACGAUGAUGUCAUCUCGCGUCGUUCAAAAAGAUACUGAUGGUUAUUAUUUGUUAAGAAAUAUUUGCGUUGUACCCAAGCUUACACUCAUAACGCUCUAAUAUAAAAUCUAUAUCUUCGUGUAGGUAGUUUCGUGUCACUAUAUAUCAUUUUAUCGAAGAGGCAUAAGUUUGAAUCAGGAUUAUCGAAAUCAGGUACAGAAAGAACGAGGGACGUGUACAUGAACUGGCUAUGACAGACAGUAUUAUCUCACAAUUGAGGAUACUAAAGUGUGGAUCUGUUUUGAAUGCGUCUACAUCUUACAUUACAACCUACAAUUUAAGUGAAUGAAGCAAGAAUGCGAUAUGGAGAAAGGGAAUGAAAAAGCUAGAUAUUUUAGUUAUGGAUAUGUAUGUACUGUAGAAGCACUCGAGCCGUCAUAGAAACAAAGCAAAUAAGAUUUUUUUUACAGAGUCUUAUAAUACAAGUAUCCCUCCGUACCGUUACAAUUUAUAUAGUUUUUAAACAUCAAUUGAGCUUUGUUCAUUAAGAGAUGGAAUAUUUCUCUUUGCACAUCAUUUUAUUUUAUAUCGUUUUGUACCUACGCGUCGUAAGUUUUGUUCAUAUUCAUGAAUUGCUUGCAUCGAUAUUUUGCCAUGAGAUUGCCGCGUGAUCGAGAGUAGAUUUGGGCACAAUGACAGUAGUUGUAUAAUAUGAGCUGUUUAACUAUAGAUAUCCGUAUAUUUAACGGAGCUGCGAAAUAAUUAUUGUGUAUAAUUAAUAGUUUAUAUUUAAUUGUCUUUGUCCCGAUCAUGAUUUUGAACAAUGUCCUAGAUUUUCUAUCAUUGAUGUAUAAAUCCAUGGCUGGUCAUUUCUACGUUUGCAAGAUGCGAUGGGAGGUAUGUCGUAUUAGUAAAUCAUUAAUUGAAAUCUAAAUGUUUUGCAGGUUAACUAUUUGUAACUAUAGAAGUACGUUUUAUUAUCUUCAGAGUCUUGCGUAAGAUGUAUAUUUCAGUAGAGUGCACAACUCUGUACAGAUAAUAUUUACUAAUGUGUUGAAGUUUUGUGGAAUGCGUUUUAUAAUGAUAACAGCGGAAAGAGCAGCUCUAAAUAUGAUUUAAAUAUCGCUUUACAAUGAUCGGUGACAUGAUCGUUACCGAUUUUGUAAAGCUUUACACAAUUGUACAUAUGAAAUUUAUCACAAAUGGCUAUAAAGAUUUUCAGGAUAGAUUGCGCUAAUUCGUAGCCAUACAAGCUCAAAUUUGUUUCUUAUUCUUCAAUUAUUCUUUAUUUUUCAGGGAAGUAAGAUGUAUAUUUUUCAUAUUCAUGUAGAUGUAAAUCCAUGUCUAGUGUUUCCAUUAUAUUCCUUUUCCUUUAGAUUGUAUAAUGUAUUAGCUGUAUUUUAAUUAUAGUAUAAUCCGGUCGAGAGAACACGGCGCUAUCAGUU